Molecule: messenger RNA, 4003 nt
Organism: Perca fluviatilis (European perch)
Lineage: Eukaryota; Metazoa; Chordata; Actinopteri; Perciformes; Percidae
Product: NLR family CARD domain-containing protein 3-like
Exons: 11
Coding region: 330-3263 (977 amino acids)
Molecular function (GO): protein binding
Source: RefSeq, a predicted model, not a curated record
UUCUCUGAAAGUUUCUAGAAGGUUCAACGGCGCCAUAGACGUAUGCAACGGCGCAAGAAGUGAAGCGACAACUAAACUAAACCAUCCUGAAGCUUUUUGUGAAGAGAAAGAAAGGAAGCUGAUGUGAGGACAAACUCAGGGCGGUUUAUCACGCGAGCUAGCUAGCUGGCUAACGGCUGAAAAAACGCUAGCUAGCUAACGUUAGGCAUAGAUAUGAACGUUAGGUUACAGCUGAAGGAAGAGGGUGACGUCACAGACGGGACGUUCAGUGUCAGCUUGGUGGAUUUUGGUGGAUUGGACUCUUCUGAGGAGAGCGAGGCUCUCCAGAUAUGACUGGACAGCUGGCUGCCAUGGAAACAAAGAGCCCUGACCGACCACAAUGUCAUCUACUGACUUCAGAUCAGAAGAUGAGUGAUGUGGAGGAAGAGGAGGACGGAGCAGAGUCUGUAGUAUCUGGCUGUCUGUCUAUGAAGAGUGACCGGUCCAAAGGUCUUCCUCUAGAGUUCAGUAAUGAACCUAGACGCUCAGACACAAGACUGACUUCAGAUCAGAAGAUGAGUGAUUUGCAGGAAGAGGAGGAUGGAGCAGAGUCUCUAGUAUCCGGCUGUCAGUCUAUGAAGAGUGACCAGUCCAAAGAUACGCCUAUGAAGUUCAGUAAUGAACCUGGACCCUCAGACACAAAAAAGAGAAGGAGUGAUGUUUCUAAGGAGCAGCCUUCCAGAUGCCGACCCAGAACUAGACUGCAGACAGCCGGUCAGACCAGCACUGUUCAAAUAAAUGUUGUGCAGCAUAAACAUAAGAUCAGUGUGAAGAGGAAAUGUGAACGUGUUACUGAAGGAGCUGAUACAACAAGUGGAACUCCCCUUAACAGGAUCUACAUUUCGCUCUACAUCACAGAGGGAUGGAGUGAAGAAGUUAAUACCCAACAUGAGGUUUGGCAGCUUGAGAAGAUGAAGACUUUCCAUGAAACUCCAAUCAGGUGCUGCAACAUCUUUAAAGCGUUAUCUGACCAACAGAAACACAUCAGAGUUGUUCUGAUGCUCGGUGUUGCUGGCGUUGGAAAAACCUUUUCAGUGCAGAAGUUCUGUCUGGACUGGGCCGAGGAUUUGGAAAACCAAGAUAUCAGUCUGGUGAUUCCUCUUUCCUUCAGGGAGCUGAACUUAGUCAAAGAUGAGCAGUACAGUCUUCUGGAGCUGCUCCAUGUUUUCCAUCCAACAUUACAGGAGGUCACAGCAGAGCAGCUCGCUGGCUCUAAAGUUCUCUUCAUCUUUGAUGGCCUGGAUGAAAGCAGACUUUACCUGGAUUUCAACAACAAUGAGGUUGUUUCGGAUGUCACACAAAAGUCAUCGGUCAAUGUGCUGUUGACAAACCUCAUUGAGGGGAAGCUGCUUCCCUUGGCUUUCAUCUGGACAACUUCCCGACCUACAGCAGCCAAUCAGAUCCCUCCUGCAUGUGUUGACAGGGUAACAGAAGUACAAGGCUUCACUGACGACCAGAAGGAGGAGUACUUCAGGAAGAGAGUCAGUGAUGAGAAGCUGUCCAGCAGAAUCAUCUCCCACAUCAAGACAUCCAGGAGCCUCCACAUCAUGUGUCUGAUCCCAGUCUUCUGCUGGAUCACUGCUACAGUUCUGGUCCACAUGUGGACUACAGACCAGAGAGGAGAGCUGCCCAAGACCCUGACUGACAUGUACUCACACUUCCUGCUGGUUCAGACAAAGAAGAAGAAGCAGAAGUAUGCAGAGGGACAUGAGACGAGUCCACAGGAGCUGAUGGAGGCUGACAGGGAAGUUCUUCUGAAGCUGGGGCAGCUGGCAUUUGAACAGCUGCAGAAAGGAAACAUCAUGUUCUACCAAGAAGACCUGGAGCGCUGUGGUCUGGAUGUCACAGAGGCCUCGCUGUACUCAGGAGUUUGUACACAGAUCUUCAAAAGAGAGAGUGUGAUCUUCCAGAAAACAGUCUACUGCUUCGUUCAUCUGAGCGUUCAGGAGUUUCUGGCUGCAGUCUACUUCCACCACUGUUACACCAACAGGAACACAAAGGUACUGGAGGACUUCCUGGGGAAGAUGUCUCUGGAUGUCUACUUGCAGAACGCAAUGGAGAAAUGCCUUGAAAGUAAGAAUGGCCACCUGGACCUAUUUGUCCGCUUCCUUCAUGGCCUCUCUCUGGAGUCCAACCAGAGACUCUUAGGAUGCCUGGUGGGUGAGACAGACAACAGUCCAGAAGUCAUUCAGAGAGUCAUCAACAACCUGAAGAAGAUGAACAGUGAUACGAUCUCUCCUGACAGAAGCAUCAACAUCUUCCACUGUCUGACGGAGAUGAACGACCACUCAGUCCAUCAGGAGAUCCAAGAGUUCCUGAAGUCAAAGAACAGAUCGAAGAAGAAACUCUCUGAGAUCCACUGCUCAGCUCUGGCCUACAUGCUGCAGAUGUCAGAGGAGGUUCUGGAUGAGUUGGACCUGAAGAAGUACAACACAACAGUGGAGGGACGACUGAGACUGAUUCCAGCUGUGAGGAACUGCAGAAAGGCUCUACUUUCAGGCUGUGGACUCUCUGAGGCUCACUGCAAAGUUGUGGCCUCAGCGCUGAAGUACAACCCCUCCCAUCUGAGAGAGCUGGACCUGAGUAAGAACAACCUGCAGGACUCAGGAGUGAAGCUUCUGUCAGCUGGAUUAAAGAGUCCAAACUGUCGACUGGAGACUUUGAGAAUGUAUCGCUGCAGUUUGUCAGCGAUCAGCUGUGCUUGUCUGGCCUCAGCUCUGAAGUCCAACCCUUCCCAUCUGAGUGAGCUGGACCUGGGUAACAACGUGCUGCAGGAUUCAGGAGUGAAGCUGCUGUGUGGUUUUCUGGAGAGUCCACAAUGUAGACUGAAGACUCUGGAAUUGUAUCACUGCAGUUUGUCAGAGAGCAGCAGUGCUUCUCUGGCCUCAGCGCUGAAGUCCAACCCCUCCCAUCUGAGGAAUCUGGAGCUGGGUCUCAACAAACUGCAGGAUUCAGGAGUGAAGCUGCUGUGUGGUUUUUUGGAGAGUCCACACUGUAAACUGGAAACUCUGAGUUUGAAUCGCUGCAGUUUGUCAGAGAUCAGCUGUGCUUCUCUGGCCUCAGCUCUGAUGUCCAACCCCUCCCAUCUGAGUGAGCUGUGGCUGUAUAACAACAACAACCUGAAGAAGUCAGAGGUGAAGCUGCUGUCUGACCUGAAGAAAAGUCCACAUUGUAGACUGGAUAUUCUGGGAUGGAAUUGGCAGUGGGGAUCUGUGUCAGAGUGAUCAGAAAGUUGUAUAGUGUUGGGACAUAAUGUGGAGUCCACCAUCAUCCCUGUGUGUUCCUCUGGAUCUGUCAGAGUAUCAUCAGAGUAUCUGGACCACUCUGUUGCUGCUCUGUCCUUCUACACAGUGUCUGCCGACACACUGAGACUCCUCCACUCCUGCUCCACCUUCAACCACCUCCUCCACCCUCCACCUGGAUCUGGGUUUCAUCUUCUCUUAAUUCAGUCAGAUGUUCUGAACCCAAAGUACCUCUGCAGAUUAGAUCUGUUUAUAAACAACUCUACAUUAACACAUUUAAAUAGAUAUGUCUGCUUUGCUUUCUGUUCCAUCCUGUGGAACAAUGCAGUAUUGCAGUUAAUUCCCACAUAUUUCUAAAUAAUAUAAGUUGAAAUUGCAUGUAUAAAGUUACUUAAUUACCACUAAUACCAGCCGAUUCCUACAUUAUAACAGAUACAUUUUUGCUUGUAACAAACAUAAGAUAAAACCUGAAUUGAAUCAAGACUACUGCAGUUUCUCAACCGACUACAAACGGAUUAUGUCUGGAUGUUGAUAAUUUAUUUUGGAAAUCAUUUUUGAUGUAAAGUAAUUAACAUGCGGACUGUAGAUUCCAUUAUUGAUUGUGUGUGUCUAUAAGAAAUAUUGCAAGUACACAGGAAAAUAAUCCUGACUCCAUUUUUGCUGUAAAUUUUUUUUUUUUUUCUACUUUGAAGAAUCUAAAAUAUAAGACAUGUUUUCAGAUA